GCCAUAUACAUAUUACACACAACUCUGUUCUUGUGUCAGGUGUGAAAAUUUAUAAAGAUCACACAUUUCUAGGAAUAGCCACACACACAUAUUACACACAACUCUAUUCUUGUGUUGUGUGUGAAGAUUUAUUAGAAUCACACAUCUCAAAGAAUAGCCACACACAUAUUACACAUAACUCUGUUCUUGUAUCCGAGCGGGGAGAUUUAUCAAAAUCACACAUCUCCAAGAAUAGCCACACACAUAUUACACAACUCUGUUCUUGUAUCAGGGGGAAAGAAUUAUUAAAAGCACACAUCUCCAAGAAAAGCCACCCAUAUAUAACACACAACUCUCUUCUUGUAUCAGGGGGAAGAUUUGUUUUAAUCACACAUCUCCAAGAAUAGCAACGCACACAUUGCAGUACACACAACUACAGAACAAUAUUCUUGUUUCGGGUGUGAAGAUUUAAAAUAACACAUCCCCGAGAAUUGCCACACACAUUGAUCACACAAUAAUAUGGCAGCCACAGCAGUACCUAAAACGAAGAAGGUCAAAGUAGAACAACAUCCCAAGUUCCUUGAACUGGUCUAUACGUCCUUGUGAUCAGAUGUUUUUAUUCUUACAUGUAUUGUACAUCUCAUUUGCAUUAAUAAAAUAAUGAACUGUACAUAAUGUAAAUGCCUCUUUUCGUGUUUAGUUUUUGGGUAAUGUGAACGAAAAUAUCCUUGCUGUAUAUGUAAAAAAUCCCGACCGUAUUAAUGAAUAUCCCGAAAAUAUUCAGAAAGUAUUCAUAAAUAUCCGGAAAAAUGGUUGAAUAUUCAGCCGUAUUUGUGAGUAACCGAAUCAUAUAUUAGUCGUAUCCCUAAGUAUACGUGAAAAAACGAGAUGUAUAUCAGUA
This is a messenger RNA of Owenia fusiformis, 880 nucleotides long. NCBI's taxonomy places the organism in Eukaryota, Metazoa, Annelida, Polychaeta, Sabellida, Oweniidae. The record is from the annotation of a GenBank genome assembly.